Hibiscus syriacus is the source of this 1330-nucleotide messenger RNA. Its product is annotated as phosphatidylinositol N-acetylglucosaminyltransferase subunit P-like. NCBI's taxonomy places the organism in Eukaryota, Viridiplantae, Streptophyta, Magnoliopsida, Malvales, Malvaceae. The coding region runs from base 505 to 1008 and encodes 167 amino acids. The record is from RefSeq and is a predicted model, not a curated record. The transcript has 5 exons.
GAACCCUAAUUCCAUCAAUUCAGUUUGGGCCUCAAAAUACACUUCUCCCUUUUUAUCUCUUCACAUCUGUAAUACACCUUUUUGUAAUUAAAUAAGACGCUGCUGUUUUAUGGGGUUAGGGGCAAGGAUUUUAUGAUCUUUUUGUAUUGAGGGUAAAACCCAAAUGGGUGAGGAUGUGGACAGAUCAGAAUUAUAGAAUGAAAAUGUUUUCUCUCUUCAUUCGUUUCUUAUAUUUCUUCUCAGCUUUUCCUACUGCUUAGCUUAAUUUCUGCUGCCUUUCUUACCUUGAUCUAUUCUUCUUCCAUUUCUUUUAGUUUUCUGUUUGUACCUGUUACAGCAUCCAACUCUCUCAUCCUUCGAUCCUUCGACCUCCAUUAUUCAAUCCAUCUUCCCCUCCCAAUUAACUGAGUUUUCUCUGAUCUCUGGCAAGAUAGCUCUGCUGUUUACCAUAAAAAGUACACUGUUUUGGAUUCUAUAAUAAUAAAAAGAAGGGAAGAAAAACCAAUGGAAGAACCCCAUUCAAUGAACAGUCCAAGGACAAUCCUUAGUUUUUCAAAAAGAGGAAGAACAACGACAGCCUCUGUCUCAUUCGUUGAUCCAAAUGAUGAAAAAACAAAUUCCGUGGAGCAUGGUCCAAAACCUUCUGAAGUUUAUGGAUUUGUUGGUUCCAUUACGACUGUUGUUGCUACAGCUAUUUAUUUAGCAUGGGCAUAUAUUCCUGAACCUUGGUUACAUUCAAUCGGGAUCUUCUAUUAUCCUAGCAGGUAUUGGGCUUUGGCAGUUCCAACUUAUGCUAUGGUGAUAAUAGUUCUAGCUGUCACAUUUUAUAUCGGCCUCAACUUCAUGUCAACCCCUCCACCAACUUCAUUAACCACAAUGUUUGAUGAAUUUAGCAGAGAACCUUCGAGCUUUUUGUCUCAUAUGGAGGGAGAUGAGCAGCCAAUUGAACCCAUAUCCGAUCUUGGGAUCGACAAGAUUAAUGUUCUCAUGUUCGAUGAUACUAAAUGACACGUCCACUCUAGUCGUUCAUCUAUACUGCCUCUCCAUUAUUGGGUCUGGAAAGCAUCCACGCUUCCCUUUAAACCGGAUUAGUUGGCAAGUUUUGAAGAAAUUGUCAUGCAAUUUCUUAUUGUUUGAGGGAAAAAAGGUUUGUAUUAGGGUUUAGGAGAUGUAUUUAUGAGAUGAAUCAAUUUACCUUCACUCUGUGACAUAAGAUUGAGGAGUUUUUAGAUUAAUUCGAAGAUGCGUUAUUCAUUGUAAUCGUAUGAUUUCGUAAAUGGUCACAUUUCAAAUAAUGUAUUGGAUGAUGGUUUCAUUCCAUGCAAUGCAA